This is a messenger RNA of Megalobrama amblycephala (Wuchang bream), 1766 nucleotides long. RefSeq names its product gastrula zinc finger protein XlCGF57.1-like. The record is from RefSeq and is a predicted model, not a curated record. The transcript has 3 exons. NCBI's taxonomy places the organism in Eukaryota, Metazoa, Chordata, Actinopteri, Cypriniformes, Xenocyprididae. Bases 57 to 1673 code for a protein of 538 amino acids.
CGACAUGACGUCAUAAGACUGCGCUCCUGCAUCUGCUGUGAUUCUGCUGAAGAAAGAUGGCGUUUAUUAAAGAGGAGACUGAAGACAUGAAUAUUGAGUUUAUUAAAGAGGAGGAGAAUGAAGAUAUAAAGAUGGUGUUUAUUAAAGAGGAGACUGAAGACUUGUUUAUUAAAGAGGAAGAGACUGAAGACAUAAGGAUUGAAGAAACAUUCAGAGUGAAACAUGAAGAUACUGAGGAACAAACAGACCUAAUGGCACUGAGAGAGGCUAGCCAUGAACUUGGUUAUUUCACCUGCCAACAGUGUGGAAAGAGUUUCAAACAUAAAAAACACCUUAAAGUUCACAUGAGAGUUCACACUGGAGAAAAGCCUUACACCUGCCAACAGUGUGGAAAGAGUUUCAGUCAUAAAGGAAGCCUUAUAGCCCACAUGAGAGUUCACACUGGAGAGAGCCCAUUCACCUGCCAACAGUGUGGAAAUAGUUUCCGUGACAAAGGAAACCUUACAGCCCACAUGAGAACUCACACUGGAGAAAAGCCUCAUACCUGUCAAGAGUGUGGAAAGAGUUUCAGUCGAAAAGGAAGCCUUAUAGCCCACAUGAGAAUUCACACUGGAGAAAAGCCUUAUACCUGUCAAGAGUGUGGAAAGAGUUUCAGUCGAAAAGAAAACCUUACAGUCCACAUGAGUUAUCACACUGGAGAAAAGGCUUACACCUGUCAAGAGUGUGGAAAGAGUUUCAGUCACGAAGUACACCUUGAAAUCCACAUGCGAAUUCACACUGGAGAAAAGCCUUACACCUGUCAAGAGUGUGGAAAGAGUUUCAGUCAUAAAGGAAGUCUUAUAGCUCACAUCAGAAUUCACGUUAGAGCGAACACAUUCGCCUGCCAACAGUGUGGAAAGAGUUUCAUUGGAGAAGGAAAACUCAAAGUCCACAUGAGAAUUCACACUGGCGAAAAGCCUUACACCUGCCAACAGUGUGGAAAGAGUUUCAGUGUAAAAGGAAGCCUUAAAGCCCACAUGAGAGUUCACACUGGAGAAAAGCCUUACACCUGCCAACAGUGUGGAAAGAGUUUCAGUGAGAAAGGAAGCCUUACAGUCCACAUGAGAAUUCACACUGGAGAAAAGCCGUGCACCUGCCAACAGUGUGGAAAGAGUUUCAUUCGAAAAGAAGGCCUUAUAGCCCACAUGAGCACUCACACUGGAGAAAAGCCUUACACCUGCACUCUGUGUGGGAAUGGCUUCACACAGGAACGAAGCCUUAGGGAACACAUGAAUAUUCACACUGGAGAGAGCCCAUUUGCCUGCCAACAGUGUGGAAAGAGUUUCAUUAGAAAAGGAAGCCUUAAAGCCCACAUGAGAAUUCACACUGGAGAGAGCCCAUUCACCUGCCAACAGUGUGGACAGAGUUUCGUUCGAAAAGAAGGUCUUAUAGCCCACAUGAGCACUCACACUGGAGAAAAGCCUUACACCUGUACUCUGUGCGGGAAUGGCUUCACACAGGAACGAAGCCUCAGGCAACACAUGAAUAUUCACACUGGAGAGAAGCCUUUUAAAUGUGAUCAGUGUGGAAAGAGUUUCACACAUAAAAUGAGCCUUUAUCACCACAUGAAAAUUCACACUGGAGAAAAGCUAUUCACAUGUGAUCAUCUUAAGGACACCUUAAAGACCACAUGAGAAUUCACACUGGAGAAAAGCCGUAAGCCUCGUUUACACUGCACACGGCUACUGAAGAUCAAAUGCAAAAUAAAGUCAAAAUAAUCACCCUGA